GCCCGGGGUCCCCAGUGACACCUCGGGGCCCCCGCAAAGCCCCAGCCGAGCUUUCCCCGGCCGUGCCAGUCCCCCCCUCCAGCCCCGCCGGGCCGGGCACUGUAAUCCCCGUGGGGAGAGCGCAAAGAAUCGGACGGACAAGUUUUCAUGUGAGGCAGCAGCUUAGGGUGGGCUCAGGUUUCCUUUGGGUUUUCUAUAUUUAUCUCCGUGAUUUAAUGCCAGCACCGAGCAGUUGGCGCGGGGAGAGGGAGCAGCAGCAGCCCCCGAGCCGCCCAUGGAGCUCUUCGAGACCAACCCCUACUUCUUCCCCGAGCAGAGGUUUUUCGAUGGGGAAAACUUUCUGGGCUCCCGCUUGCAGGGCUACGAGCCCGCGGCGUUCCCCGAGCGCGCCGGGGCUGCCCCGGGUGCCGAGGGCAGGGUGGCUCCGGAGGAGCAGGAGGCGCUGGCCGAGCACUGUCCGGGCCAGUGCCUGCCCUGGGCCUGCAAGGUGUGCAAGAGGAAAUCCGUGUCCAUGGACCGGCGGCGGGCGGCCACGCUGCGGGAGAAGCGGCGGCUGAAGAAGGUGAACGAGGCGUUCGAGGCCCUGAAGCGCAGCACCCUCCUGAACCCGAACCAGCGGCUGCCCAAGGUGGAGAUCCUGCGCAGCGCCAUCCAGUACAUCGAGCGGCUGCAGAGCCUGCUCAGCUCCCUCAACCAGCAGGAGCGAGAGCAGCGGGACCUGCGCUUCCAGCCCGCCAUCACCUCCUGGCUGAAGAGGCAGCCGAGGAGCGCAACCUCCACUCGCUGUCUUCCAUCGUGGAGAGCAUUGCCGCAGGGGACGUGGCCGUGACGUUUCUGGAGGAGCAGGGUCAGAACUGAGCUGGUGCAAACCCCGGCAGCUCCUCGGGAGAGUAACGGGGUGGGAAUGAGGUGCCAGAAGGGUCCAAGAGCUGGAAAUCACACCCACCCCUCCGGUGCCGGGGGCUGCCCGGCUGACACCGCCGGGCUCCGUUCCCACUGCCUGCGGAGCGCUCCUGCCGGGCUGAACGGGCAGAGCUGGGAUGGGGCAGCGGCCCAAGGUCCUGGAGGGGCUCCCUGGGGCCAGGCCCUGCUCUGCUGCCCGGCCAGGGCCGGGUGGCUUUGGGGCCAAUGUGUGUGCUGGGUUGGCUUUGCUGAGUUUUCCAGAUCUCCCUGACCGAGGUCUCUCUCCGGCCGGUGUCCGGGGCUGCUGACCCGGAGCCCGCCUGUCUUUUCUACUGAACGCUGUGUGUGGUUACCAUUUAGGGUUUCUUAAUGAUUAUUUUUGCUAACUUAUUUGGAUUCUUUUUUAAAUAAAGGCAUUCUUGUUUGGA
Parus major (Great Tit) is the source of this 1331-nucleotide messenger RNA. RefSeq names its product myogenin (gene MYOG). Gene Ontology annotation, molecular function: DNA-binding transcription factor activity, RNA polymerase II-specific; RNA polymerase II cis-regulatory region sequence-specific DNA binding; protein dimerization activity. The transcript has 2 exons. Lineage: Eukaryota; Metazoa; Chordata; Aves; Passeriformes; Paridae. The coding region runs from base 275 to 829 and encodes 184 amino acids. Gene Ontology annotation, biological process: positive regulation of myoblast differentiation; muscle organ development; positive regulation of transcription by RNA polymerase II. The record is from RefSeq and is a predicted model, not a curated record.